Molecule: messenger RNA, 1584 nt
Organism: Colletotrichum higginsianum IMI 349063
Lineage: Eukaryota; Fungi; Ascomycota; Sordariomycetes; Glomerellales; Glomerellaceae
Product: Large neutral amino acids transporter small subunit 1
Exons: 5
Coding region: 1-1584 (527 amino acids)
Biological process (GO): amino acid transmembrane transport
Cellular component (GO): membrane
Molecular function (GO): L-amino acid transmembrane transporter activity
Source: RefSeq, a predicted model, not a curated record
AUGGCGGACGUGCCCCGCGCCGACGAAACCUCGCCGUUUCUCCAGCGGCCGCCGGUGGCCAGAUCGGCGUCCUACGACAGCGACGGCCACCCCGUGGCCGCACGGAAACUCACGCUCUUCAACGGCCUCGCCAUUGUCAUCAGUCUCCAAAUCGGUUCCGGAAUCUUUAGCGUCCCUUCGCAGAUCAGCCAGUUCGUCACGGCGCCGGGUUACGGCCUGCUGGCAUGGCUCUUUGGCGGUCUACUCGUGUGGACGGGCGCGGCGUCCUUCAUCGAGCUUGGGCUCCGCAUCCCCAACAACGGCGGCAUCCAGGAGUACCUGCGAGCAUGCUACGGUGAGUUCGCCGGCUUCCUAUUCACGUGGGUGUGGUGCAUCAUCAUCAAGCCCGCCGCGAACUCCAUGAUCGCAACCAUCUUCGCCGACUACCUUACCGAGGCUUUCGUUGCGGACCAGGAAGCGCUGUCGCCGUGGAUAUCAAAGGUGGUGGCGGCCGGUUGCAUCGUGACCAUGACGCUCGUCAACUGCAUGGGCGCAACCGCGGGCGCCAAGGCUGCCAACCUGUUUCUCUUUCUCAAGGUGGCAGCUCUUGCUGCGAUCGUUGUUCUCGGCUGUGGUGUCUGGGCCUUUGGUCACGGGGAGGGGGUCCCGUCGUCCGAGUAUGGCUGGUUUGGACAGGCGCCCGAGCAGCGAGAAAUCGGUCUCUGGGAAUGGCUUGGAGACUUUGGAACGGCCACAUUCGGGGCAUUAUGGUGCUACGCUGGCUGGGAAAUGGUCGGCUUUGUUUUGGGAGACAUGAAAGAUCCCAGGAGGGAUCUGCCAAUCGUGAUCAAUGGCUCCAUGAUUGUGGUGAUCAUCGGCUUCAUGCUGAUGAAUGCUGCUCUGUACGUCUGCCUACCCAUGAGUGUCAUGAGGACAAGUAGCACAGUGGCAGUGGAAUUUGCCAACAGAAUCCUCGGCAACUGGGCCGGACUUGUCUUCUGCCUGGUAGUGUCUGUUUCGGCAAUGGGCGCCCUGAACUCGAACGUAUUCGCCACCGCCAAACUCGUUAUAGUUGCAAGCCAACGGGGAUAUUUCCCUGCCAUCUUGGCGAAUUUGCACUGCAGUCAUGAGAAGGACGAGGCUGCUUGUGUGGACGAGUACAUGGCUUCUCUGCCCAGGCUGGCCAAGGUCCCGAUCAAGGGCUUUUUGUCCUGGACUCGAAACCGGCGUUGGCGGAGAAAUGUGCCUCUGCUGCCCCUGUUGCUGAAUUGCGUGUUGUCGGUGGUGUAUGUGGUUGUUGGAAGCUUCAAUGGGCUUGUCACGUUUAUUGGCCUGGCGGCGUACACGAUCUUCUUCUCUUCGGCAAUUGGGCUCAUUGUCCUCCGUCGUAGAGAUGCCCGCAACCCGCCGGCAAAUGCUGCCGAGUACAGCACUUGGCUCAUAAAUCCCAUCAUUUUCAGCGCUAUUAGUGGUCUGCUGGUGGUCCGAGGAGUCAUCUCGGAACCUGUGCAGGGAGGGGCUAUUCUCUUGGUCGCCAUUUUUGGGGUAGUCUUCUUCUCGCUCAGGUUCGGGUUACGCGGCUUCACCCACACUGAAGCCAGCUGA